Molecule: messenger RNA, 1554 nt
Organism: Kwoniella botswanensis
Lineage: Eukaryota; Fungi; Basidiomycota; Tremellomycetes; Tremellales; Cryptococcaceae
Exons: 2
Coding region: 1-1554 (517 amino acids)
Source: RefSeq, a predicted model, not a curated record
AUGCCCCUCUCACCCCCCUUCCGUCCCACAGCGAGUAAUUCGUCCUCACCACCUCCCUUAAAUGGUCCCCUUCCAACCCUCCCAUUCGAGAUCAUACGUCGCAUCAUCUUUCACCGACUAUCCAUCUCGUCCUCCUACCCCUCAGAUCUAGAAGAUGACUACACUCCCUCUUGGGAUGAAUGGAAUGGGAUUAAGGGGAAGAUCUCGGCUGAGAAAAAAUUGGAAGAGCGAAGGGACGUCACGAGGUCGGCAAGGGGUUUGAUGGGUGUAUGUAAAGCUUGGAAGCCCCUUGUGAUGAAAUACCUAUACUCCUCUCCCUACCUAACAACCAACCUCCCCUCGUUAGCUCAGUGUAUAUUAUACGGUGAUUCCAAAUGGUCUGAUAUCAACCUUCAUACAUUCUCCAUUCCAGGUAGAUACAUAACACUCCUUGAUCUCAGUACCAUCCCCUCGACCGUCCAUCCGACGGAAAUACGGAAAAGCGUAUUGGCGAUAUUUCCUCUCUUACCUAAUUUGCUUCAUCUCAAAUUACCUUCUGGACCACUCCCAUUCCCUUUAGAAGAGGUCGGAUAUGCACCGUUUGUCAGGAAUCUAAAAUGCCUGGAGGGGAUACAUGUGGAUCAUGCUGAUGGAUUAGUAGACCUUAUAAAGAAAAUUACAAACUCAGAGGUUCUUAAUGUUGUCGGUUCAACGACAUCACACCAAUCGGACGAAAUAGAGGGUAGAACCCGGAUAUUGAAUCUACCAAAAUUGCAUACGUUGAAAUUGGAAGAUAUCAAUUCUGGUCAUUUGUUAGAUUGCCUGAACCAAUCUGAAUUACCAAAUCUAAAAAGAUUGGUUAUAACUCCUUCAUCAAGUGGUGCUGUAUCGGCAUUUCAAGAGAUACACGGCAGCAAAAUUAGAUCGUUAACUUAUCUACAAAGCAAGUGCUCUAUUUGGUCAAUUGUAGAAGACGGAUUGAUACCAUGUGAAAAGAUAUUAGAAUUAUAUCCUAAUCUACAACAUUUAUCAUUCCUCAUACCGGAUUAUGACCUAUUGGAAGUGAUCAUCGAAUCACUUCGACAUUCACCUAAUCAUCCUCUAAGUGUGAUUACAAUAUACAAAUGGCAAGCACCUUCUUCUGUUUCAAACUCGGAUGGUCAACCUGCCCUAGAAGACAGAAGGGGUAAAGAUACCUUAACGUUCCUCAACGGAUUAGCUGACAAUCCACCAAGGGGAUUGAAAAGAGUUAAUCUAGAUGGAUUUAAAUGGGUGAAGUUGGAAUUAGGUAAAAUAGCUUUAGAUGCAGGGAAAUCAGGUCAGAUGAGGAAGAUAGCCGAGAUACUAGAUAAAGUGGGGAUCGAGUUGGGAGAUAUGGAUGGGAAUUUGUCGCCUACUCCGCCUUAUACGUGUAUAGGAAUCGGAGGAGGGGAGAAGGAAAGGGUGUAUGGACCUUUGAUUGGUGGACGAAGGAGAUCGUCAGGUGGUCAGGGGUUGUUGAGGAUGAAUAUGGUUGCGUUGAGUGGGAAGGGAAGAGGGACUGAAAGAGGGAGUGAAGAAGAGGAUGGUGGAUGA